This is a messenger RNA of Orbicella faveolata, 7502 nucleotides long. Its product is annotated as protein retinal degeneration B-like. Gene Ontology annotation, cellular component: cytoplasm. The record is from RefSeq and is a predicted model, not a curated record. Gene Ontology annotation, molecular function: phosphatidylcholine intramembrane carrier activity; phosphatidylinositol transfer activity; metal ion binding. Gene Ontology annotation, biological process: phospholipid transport. NCBI's taxonomy places the organism in Eukaryota, Metazoa, Cnidaria, Anthozoa, Scleractinia, Merulinidae.
CCAAUAUUUUUAUGUAGGUACAGAGAAGAUUUUCUAACUAUAGCUAUGUAAAAGUAAACGGGUCUUUCGUGAAAGACUUGCCCUCGUUUUGAAAGAAAAUCGCGGAGUUGAGCCAACUAUCCAUCUUCACUUAUGAACAGUCGUAUGUUUUUAUUUUUUAAUUUUAAGUUCAAGUCUUAUUUAGUAUCGGGGGAAUUUAGUGUUAGAUGAACUUCGUGAGGGAAUUAGGGCGAGUACGGUGAAAAAAAGAAGAAAGUAUUGGAAUUAUUCGGAAGUGGCGUGCGUUGUAGGAGGGGACGGCUGGUAAAAGGACCAGCUAUGCGGGUUUGAAGAACGAAAUCGCACUAAUGGAUUAAACAUCACUUGAAUCAGUCUUUCCUUUAUAAAAAUAAAUAUUAUAGCUGAACUGAGAGACGGAUCAAAUAAAUAGGCCACUCCACUAAGUAGAUUACAAGUAUCGCGCGCGAGAGUAGUGAAACGCGCGGGCUCUGAGGAUGAGCUUGUGCCUAUCUGACGUCCACAAGCAGAUUAAUCUUUGGUCAGAAGAUCUCUGAGUUCAAGAGGCAGUAAUCAUGAAGAUGGCUUAUGGAUCUAAUACAAAAACAUCUAGCAAACAAGCCUUUCAAACCGCGAUUCACUUCUUGCUUACUCGACGAUCUGGGAGUGAAACAAUAUUCUGAAAGUGAGGCUAGCCAUCUGUUUCGACGACGCCGUGUGACGUCAUUCAAGAUGGCUUCCGGCCGGUAGAGUGAAGUUGUGUUUAUUUUCAGUGGACAGCUUGCAAGCUGUUCGACUCUUGUACAUUUCGCUUUAAUGUGAGACCAGAGUUUACGGCCUUUGUUUGAUACAGGGCCUUCCAGUAUUUCACGAUCGGAUCAGCAACCCUUUGAGUCGCAGUUGCCUUGGUGUGGAAAAUGUUGAUCAAGGAAUACAGAAUUCCUCUGCCAAUGACUGUGGAUGAGUACAGGAUAGCGCAGUUGUAUAUGAUUCAGAAAAAGAGUCGACUGGAUAGUGUUGGAGAGGGAAGUGGAGUAGAGAUUCUUGAAAAUACUCCUUACACAAAUGGGCCAGGAGGUAAUGGACAGUACACAAAGAAAAUCUACCACAUUGGAAACCAUUUACCAAGCUGGCUGAAAGCUAUCCUACCCAAGGCAGCACUGAGAGUAGAAGAGGAGGCUUGGAAUGCCUAUCCAUAUACCAAGAUGAGGACCACAUGUCCAUUUGUAGAGAAAUUUUUUGUUGAUGUAGAAACGUACUAUUACCCUGAUGCAGGACAGCAGGAAAAUGUAUUUAAUUUAUCACCAGUUGACCUCCAAGGAAGGGAAGUUGAUGUAAUUGACCCAAUCAAGGACCCAGUAUCCUACUCAGACUACCUUGAAGAAGAAGAUCCUUUGUUAUACAAGUCCACAAAAACAGGGCGGGGCCCCAUGAAGGAAGACUGGCUUGAAUACUACAGAGUAGAUAAGCCACCCUCUGAUGUCAUGUGUGCGUACAAGCUUAUAAAGGUCGAGUUUAGAUAUUGGGGAAUGCAGAAUAAAAUUGAACAUUUCAUUCACUCGGGUCUGCGUCGCCCGAUGUUAAUGGGCCACAGACAAGCAUGGGUGUGGCAGGAUGAGUGGUACGGGCUCACAAUCGACGAUAUAAGACAUCUGGAGGAAGAGACACAGAGAGUAUUAGCCAAAAAAAUGGGAAAACUUUCUGACCACGUUAUCAACAACACUCCUUCGGAUCGAGAGAGCGAUCAAGAAGUGGGCUUCGCAAAUGACAAAGGGCGGGGAAGUGUAGUUUACGUACAAGAAAACAACAACAGCACCAAACUAGAACUGAUUUCUAAAACUUCACUAGACGAAAACGAGGGAAUUGUAUCUCCCUCACCCGUCGCGAUAACAGUGGAAAAAUUCGGAUUUGAUAAAGAUGAACCUAGCAAAAACUCGUACGGGUUCGAAUGCAAUGGCUUAGGCCAGAGAGACUUGAGUUCUACGGCGGAUACUUCUGCGGGGAGGCGACUGUCACGUGCGGAUAUAGUAAAAGGUUGGCACAUGAGUACGAUAGAAGCUAAUGGAUCAGAUUCCGAGAAUGACGAGUUUUUCGACGCGCAAGAGGAGCUCGAAGAGAACCCUUUCAACACGAAUCUGCUGUCCAUACGUAACGUGGAGCUCAGUAACAGUUUUAAGAGUCUAGAGUUGGACACGGAUUCCUCUCGGGGUAGUGGAGAGUCUUUAGAUUCAUUGGCAUCUUCUGUUGUUGACGACCAGAGCUUGUCUCCUCGCCUCAUCCGGAAACAGAAGCUAUGUAAGAAAGUCAGUGAUACCUCCACGUGCUCGUUACCAUGCUCUCGCAUCACAACCUUAAUCCUUGUCAUCCACGGAGGUACUCAAAUAGACACGGGACUGGACCCCACAUCACGUGACAUGGAUUUCAAACUACUCCAUGAUGCAUUCGAGGCCGUGAUAAAUUCUCAUUACAAAGGGGCGGUGGGAAAAAUUGCGUUGAGACUUGUGGAGUGCCCUGCUAUUUGCUCCAAGGCACUUAAUCUGUUGUCUCAGCUGUGUCCUUAUUCGGAGAGUGAUUCAGAUGUGGCUAGUGUCAACAGCGGUUUCACUCCAGUCUCCAGUAGUUUUCCUCUGAGCGCAAUUUCUCUCAUGGUUUCUUCCUCGCCAUUUUAUGACGAGGCGGUAAAUUCCAUGGUAGUCGCCACAAACAUGGCUUAUAAGGAAUUUCUUAGAUCUGACGAAGGCCAAGGGUUUAGAGGAGAGGUUUGUCUUCUUGGUGACUGUAUGGGCGCCCUGCUCGCGUACGAUGCUCUAACCUUGAGUGUGAACAAUUUACGAAGUAGGACUCAGAGUUUCCUCUCGAAUACGGCUAUGCUUUCCCCAAACGCUGCCUCGUCCGCGCCGCAAAACACGGCAGAGACAAACGGCGGCGUGCCAAGAAAACCUCGGCGCAUCAGCAGUCACACGCCGCCAAGUAAAAGCAACCUGGAGAACUCACACAACCUUCGACUCAGUCUAAGCAGUGGAAACAUCCGAGAAAACGUCGACCCUGAAAGAGACGAAAUGAUCACUUCGCCUCCGGUUGAAGAGAUGGAGGACAACGUUAUGAACUCACCGCGUCCUCUAAGCAAGGCGGCCAGACUGCAGACGUUUAGUUUCGAGACCAUGUCGCUCUCCGUUGAUUCAGUGGAUCAAGUGAUGUUUGAUUUUGAAGUGUGCAAAUUUUUCGCGUUUGGUUCGCCUAUUGGACUUGUGUUAGCUUAUCGUAGGUUCUUGAAUGGAGAGGAUAGAGAUCGAGGAAGUCUCGCUGUGCCACCAAAGCCUGCUUGUAACCAAGUCUACAACCUGUUUCACCCCUUCGACCCGUCGGCGUCCCGAAUUGAACCUUUGAUCAUGAGCCAGUUUAAUCAAAUCCCGACCGUAAGCGUACCUCGUUACCACCGGUUUCCAUUAGGUGAUGGCCAAUCACAUCUCCUUAAUAACGUCAUCGGUGCUUAUCCAGAGUUGUUUGUGGCGCAGCCGCCCUUGACUCCUGGUGCCAGGUCCCGCCCGGGCAUGGUUAGACGAGGAGACAGCAAUCUAAGCACAACAAGCCUGGUGUCUAGUGACAGUUCUGGUGGCACGGACCUGGAUAUAGCGACCCAGAAUUGGUGGGGCACCAAGCGAGUAGACUAUGCUCUGUAUUGUCCCGAGGGACUUCAGCAGUUUCCCACAGCUGUCCUCUCGCCUCUCUUCCAUGUCAGCUACUGGGAGUCCAGUGACGUGGCUGCAUUUGUCGUCAGACAGAUUCUUCAUGGGGAGUGGGACAUUUCAAGUGUUUCGUCUCCCAAUAAAAGAAUCCAAACGUUUAGUCCUUCCGAGCCCAGAGAGAAGUGGUUAAAACGAAGAACUGCCAUCAAAAUCAAGAACCUGAACGCCAAUCAUAGAGCUAAUGACCGGGUUAUACUUGAAGGUGUUGACCAGUGUCUCUCAGCAAGGUUCAUGUAUGGACCUCUGGACAUGGUGUCUCUUAGUAACGAGAAGGUUGAUAUUUACGUCAUGACCCAGCCCCCCUCGGGUGAGUACGUUUUGUUCGACACCGUAGUCACCGGAAGUGGAGGAAGAUUAUCGUGUACCAUUGCUGAAGAGAAGAAGCUUCCGGUAGGGAUUUACCCUGUCAAGUUGGUUGUAAGAGGCGAUCAUACUUGGGUAGACAGCAACCUGGCCGUUUUACCGCCCAAGACAGAGGCGGUGGUAUUCAGUAUCGACGGCUCAUUUGCGGCCAGCGUCUCCAUUCGUGGAAAAGACCCAAAAGUCCGUGCAGGUGCCGUGGAUGUCGUAAGGCAUUGGCAGGAGUUAGGAUUCUUGAUCGUGUACGUCACAAGUAGACCUGAUUUUCAAAAGAUGAAGGUUAUGGCUUGGCUUGCUGAGCAUAACUUCCCCUAUGGGCUUGUUACGUUUGGUAAUGGCAUCUCAAAGGAUCUUCAGAGACAUAAAACCGAGUUUCUUCGUUAUCUAGUCAACGAUUGUCAAGUGCUGAUCCACGCAGCGUACGGAUCAGUGAAAGACAUAUCAGUGUAUGCAUCUGUUGGUGUCAAGCCGCAUCAGAUAUACACCGUGGGAAAACACCAUCCAAGGAAAUACGCAAAACAAGCUCAGUUCUUAAAGGAUGGCUAUGCAGCUCAUCUAACCGCACUUUCUAGUGAAACAAUCUCCAGACCUGCUGUGGGAAAUUCUCGUUUGAUUCUCAGGCGAGGUUGUUUCGGCCUACCCUCGCGUGCGUCCAAGACGAGACACAAGAUCAAACGUUCUAUUUCAGACAGGCCCUCACCUGAUUCCGAUAAAGAGUGCUCGUCAACCUUAUCGGGAACAUUCAAUUACUCUUCCUUUAGAUACACUAAGGGGCGAUCUGUGAGCAAGUUUGAUGAACAAUAGCUUUUCAAGGUAUCUUUGUUGGUAAGAAAUGUUCCACUUUAGCAUUGAAUCUAGAGAAUCGAUGCGUGUAGUUUAAGAUAGUUUUUCUUCCUUAUUAGGAUGUGCGUCAUGGUUUUCUGAGGCGGGAGAAAAACAAGAUGUUGGCCCGCGGGUAACGCGCGUGUCGUUCGCCUGUCGCGCGAGGUGGGUGAAGAAACCACUGCUGUUUUCAAACUGUUAAACAGCCUCUUUACUUGUGUUUGGCAAAAAACGGCUAACCUUUUAUAUGACAGGAACUUAAUUAAUAAUUUUUCUUUCGAGGCCGCCAACGUCAUGCGACACUUCGCUCACUGAAAUGUUGCGUGACAUCCCAAAUGACGUUUAUGAAUCAGAAUAAACUAAUUAGGGGCUCUUAAAGCAAGCGUAUCUGUCUUCACGGGCUUGCCAAUUAUAGUUCAUCUUACUUUAUUUUUUAAACGGUCAAAACAUAUUUAUGCAUGACAAAGACACCGUGGCGAGAGUGGGACAGCAACGAUUUUCGCUUCUCUGAAAAGGAGCUCAGUCACGGUAUUUUGAAAUAUUUUGGCCGCGUACAAAACUAUCUUUAAAUUGAAGGAAACCUGAAAUAAUAUAUAACUAAGACAGAAAAACACCAAAGAGAUGCUAGUAAAUCGUAAAGGAGCAAGAAUGGUUAAGAGUGGAGAGGAUUGACGCGGAUUACAAACGACAAGCUUGAAAAAUUUAGGCUAAGAUUUUCAAGAUGCGCAAACCGUGACGUAGCUCCUUUUUAAGAGGUUGCGUGACGACGCAAAGAAUGUUUUCGAACUGGUCAUGAAGUAGGCGAAGAUUUCGUGUCAUUUUAUCACGUUGUCACGUAAUCUUGUCACAAUAUCACCACACGUAACCAAGUAACCUCGCUGAACUGUUAGGUUCUCUCUCAGUUUUCGUCCCUUUUCUUUCCCUCACGGUCUCUCGAGUAUUUGGCUAAAUGUUCCUGUACUUGUUUGUUCAAGCAGUUGUAAAUAAUACUUAGAGUGUAUCUAUAACCAAAUAGUUAGUUGUAAAUGUUAUUCAUUUGUAAAUUUUUGUAGAUACAAGGUGUAGUUUUUCCUGAACUUUAACUGCGGAGUGCUCCUUCGUUAUUUUCCCAGUAGUUAGGUAACGUUAUUUAAGUUGAAACUAUCAGUAACUAAAAAGUAUACUCUGAAAGUUGUCUGUGUGUAUAAUAGAGAAGAAACGAAAUCAAAAUUUCUCGAAGACUUGAUCUUCCUGAAGAGAGCAGAUAUACCAAUUUUAAAACAAAUACCUUAAUAAUAAUAUCUAGAUACAGAUUUAAGGUAUACACUUAUCACACCUGGCUGGUCCAAUCACAAUCGAGUAUUUUACUGAUGGUGUGUUUUAGUGGUCUAGGCUGCGUCCAGUACUUUUGACAAAUGUAUUUAAUUAAAAAAUUAUGUGAUUAAUUGAAAAAAUCUAAUUUUGAUUAUAAAUUUGAUGUUAUUCGAAUGCAAUAUCAUUGGAUGUUCUGUUCAGUUUGCUUUUCCCAUUUGUAACAUCGGUAGAUUUUAUAAAUGAAACUUCUUUUUUAUUAUACAGACCACACUGUAAUGUUAUCAUUGCCAACAAAAUCUAAACCGCAAAAACGGAAAUCUUCCCAGAAAGUAAAAGACGGCUUGUAAAAACUUGUGCAUAAUUGUCUCUGUUUGCCGGGAACCCGAAAUCGCCUUGUUGCCGCUUUCGAAAAGUGUUUUAUCGACCGAAUUAUAAAGGGACUGUACAUUGUGAGUUACAAGGAUAUUUAAAGAUAAUAAUAAUUUAAAUUAAUUUAUAGGAUCAAUGAUUUACUCUUGAAAUGUUCACUUAUUUAUGGACUUAACUGUUGAGUCUUGCUGAAAAAUAUGCUAUCUGGUAAUAUGGCAUUAAUUUAUUCCUUUGGAAAUCACCAAGAAUUUUUUCUACAACCAUUUCUCGGCGGAAUCAUUCCGUUAACCGAAGGCUGUCACGUGUUGCGUUCAAAUUCCAUUCACUGAUUGGUCGGGUAAAGUUGUCGGUGUUUUUCAUUGGUCCAUAGCACGUGAACAGUAAAUGAAACGCUGGCAUUUCUCUACUGUAUCACGUGUGCUCUUAACGGGAGAGUGUUUAUAUGGUCGUUGUAUCACGUGACCCAGUUUUUACAACCAGUCGAAGCAUAGGAAAGUUCUUGGUGUGUUCAAACAUAAAAGUAACAAUAGAGGUUUGUGUGUGCCUCACUUUAAAUAACUCAGGGUGAUGUAAACACUUGAGUGACCUGGUGAACAUCCCAGUCUCUGAGGUUCGCGUGUUUACAUUACGCUGUCUCUUCAUUUUCCUAAAAUAACAUUUUCUUGUUCAACUGAACGUUGAAAAUACCUGUAGUGUGAGAUUCUGCCUGUUUUCGUCUUAAGGGACCUCGUGAUAUUUGUACCACGCUCUUAUUUUUUUUUAGUUUUCUUUUCUUUAUUUGAAGAGUUUUAAAUUUACGUAGCUUAUUAAAUAUCUAAAGCAGUCGUUAGGAUGUGCAUUGUUUGUAAUAUAUCUACCUUUUAAGAUUGUUGCAAUGUAUUAAAGUUUUGUGUUAAUAUAGCUGAUCUAAACAGA